CGUGUACAAUUUUUUCGGAAUAAUCCUCAGUUUCGAGUAAUGCAAAGUAUGAGCCAAAUAAAAAAUCCAACUAAAAUCCAUUUCCGGUUUUUGUAGAGAAUUGCUCCAAACGAGAAAUUCCUCUAUUUAUAAGUUUAAUCUUAGCAGGCCGAACAUAAAUAAAAAAUCUUUAAAAAUGAAACUUUUGUUUCUGUCAUUUCUAUUGUUUUUCAAUCUUAAAGCUUCCCAUGAAAGAUUUUUGAAACGCACCGCCCGAAUUGUGCAGAAUUCGUCAACAAAUUAUACUUCAGAAGAUGUUGAACGGCAGGGCCUGUACGGUGGAGUCACGGCUUUUCCCAGCGAGUUCCCUUUCCUGGUGUCACUCCAAUACUAUUCGGAGCAAGAUUACAAACUGCACCACUUUUGCUCGGGAUGCUUGCUGAACGAUCGCUGGGUAAUUACUGCGGCAAGAUGCUCGAUCGAUGGGAUGAAGAUUUUUCUCGUUGCUGGGGAGUUUCACUUGGAAAAGCAGGACUCAACGGAACAGAGAAUUUCGGUGAAUCGAUUUUUAAAACAUCCUGAUUUUGAGAAGGGAGGUGGAUUUGCUGAUUUGGCUUUAGCCAGUUCGGAUUACCCGUUCCAACUGAGCAGUCAAGUGUCUCCAAUUGCUCUAGCUGGAUUUGAAAGAAGUUUGAAGAUUGGAGACCUCGUAGCAUUACCAGGCUGGGGAAGCAUUUCACCAACUUCAACUGUUUUGAUGAAGGUGUUCCUCCCUGUAGCAUCAUGCCCUGAUUCGACUCCCUCAAAAACGGUCUGCAUCCUCGAAACCAACGAUCAAGACUACGACGACCUCGAGCGAAGCUUCUGCUCGGUAGACCUGGGAUCCCCCGCCCUAAAGAUCGACCCCUCGUCCAAGGAGGUCACUUUGGUUGGCCUCGUCUCGAUGGCACCACGUGACUGCUUCAACCCAACCGAACCACUGAUAUUGACGGACGUCACCAGUUUCGAACCUUGGAUCGCCCAGACGACGUCACCUCGCAUCACCGACUGGAGACGGUUUAGAGCCAGAAGUGAGCAGAAUAUCGCGAACGUGACCAAGCUGAGCGCGACACUCUUGGCGGUUUGGACGUUGUUUGGGCUUUGCGUGAUUGGAAACGGAGUUUUAUCUUGGGGUUUCGCCUUGGGUGCACGUGCUUUGGCGCUUUGUAAACAAAUUUGAAAACUUCGUUGAGAUUGAACU
Molecule: messenger RNA, 1219 nt
Organism: Culex pipiens pallens (northern house mosquito)
Lineage: Eukaryota; Metazoa; Arthropoda; Insecta; Diptera; Culicidae
Product: chymotrypsin-like protease CTRL-1
Exons: 2
Coding region: 176-1198 (340 amino acids)
Biological process (GO): proteolysis
Molecular function (GO): serine-type endopeptidase activity
Source: RefSeq, a predicted model, not a curated record